AUGAGUUUUUAAGUAAAAGACAAAAAGAAGAUUGCACUGUUUAGGAAGUCAGUGCAGAUCCUCACCUCAAGCAAGGACACCUUUCACAUUCACUUCACUAAGACACAUAUUAGGCUAUUCAACACAUUUUAAGACGAUGCUACUUAUAUGUUUGAUUUCGCCGCUACAUGGUUUAGUAAGUUCGUCGCUCCUGAAUGCAUACUCAACGACGAAAUUGAAAUACUCUAGGUUCAGUGCUACAGAGAUGCCUUUCUUCAAGGUUUUAACAUUCUCGAUGUAAGUCUAACUACUCAUAUCGCGCUUUUGUGUCUAAUUAUUUGUCAGGAUACCGAGCUAGAGUUUCUGGUGACACUUGAGAGUAUGGUGGCUGGCAGAUUCAAAGUCAUCAAGACAAGAGAAUUCUUUAUCAUAGAAGCUACUGUUCCUUUUGCUAUUGAGAAAGACAUUAGAAGUGAUGAGAAUUACGAGUUUCCUGAGGAUUAAUUGCUAAUGGAUGUGGAUAUUCAGCAUCUCAAAAACUUAAGAGGGAUAUUCAAAGCAAAGUCUAAGACAGAGAUAAUGAAUUUGCUAUUCAGCGACUCUUGUAUCAACUUCAAGGGUGAGAUUAAUAACAAGUUUGGCUAUGAAAUCGUUAAAAAGGUUAUCAGAUCCUAUGGUAAAUAUCUUAGCCCUGAGGAGAAUAAACAGUCCAAUUUCCAAAUUACUUUAUCUCUUAGGCACAUACUGAGCUUGCUUAAAAUUUGUGAGAUGAUUGAAGGAAGUUUUAUGUCUGCAAUGGAGCUUAUAGAUCUUGAGACUUGCGUGUCUUUCCUCUUUACACAUUCACAUGAAAGAAAAGACUUUAAGUUUUGUAUCGGUAUCGGUAAUGUGAGAUUUAUGCCAAUGGAUCAGCCCGUGAUGCAGUCAUCUAACUAGUAAAACUAGAGACUUAGAAAAGAACCACAACCCAUCCCUUAAAACAGAAGAGUGAUUGGGAAUGAUAACGAAUAGUCACAUACACAUAAUCAAAUGGCUAUGAAAUUAGAAGAUAACAUGACUGCAGGAAUCUCUGCUUUCAAUCAUGGCUACUCAGUAACGCAUUUAGCCCAAGACGAAGACACCUAAAACUCAAAUUUGAGUCGAGCUUAAUAGCAAUAGUAGAACUAAAAGCUAAUUAAUAACAUGAGACCUUAGCAGUAGAGCUCUACACUUUAGCAGCAACACUAGCAGAUGAAUUAAAAGAGGGCUGCUCUCAAAGGUAAAAGAGGCGUAGUUGAUGAAGAAGAGUAUACUAAUAUGACUAAUAACAUGGGUAAUGGUUCCAAUGUCAAGAUGGAAAUGGACUAUGAUGACGAUGAUUAGAGUCAUACUCUGAACAACCAGAAUAACGGGCAUUCACAUCAAUAAUAGCAAUUUAAAAAUUCAGAUGAUGAAGGCGGCAGUCCCAUGCGUGUAGAUAAAUUCAAGAAGAGCACUGGUAAAAAGAGCAGUACAAAGAGCAAUAAAUUAGUAAAGAAAUAGCGAGAAGAUGAUGAAGAAGAGGAAGAAGCGCAAAGUGACUAUGAAGAUGAUCAAGCACUUCUAGCCAGAAAGAGAAACUUUUACAAAGAGGUUGACAAUGAAGAAUUUUUCUGA
This is a messenger RNA of Stylonychia lemnae, 1614 nucleotides long. Lineage: Eukaryota; Ciliophora; Spirotrichea; Sporadotrichida; Oxytrichidae. The record is from the annotation of a GenBank genome assembly.